Molecule: messenger RNA, 895 nt
Organism: Eptesicus fuscus (big brown bat)
Lineage: Eukaryota; Metazoa; Chordata; Mammalia; Chiroptera; Vespertilionidae
Product: interferon alpha-inducible protein 27-like protein 2
Exons: 6
Coding region: 188-712 (174 amino acids)
Biological process (GO): apoptotic signaling pathway
Cellular component (GO): membrane; mitochondrion
Source: RefSeq, a predicted model, not a curated record
AAUGAGAUUGAGUCAUCUGGUUCAUUUGUCUCGCGAGGUUGUAAAUCAUCCAGGAAGGAACUAUUUAUAUUAAGCUUGUGAGAGUCCUCAAACGCCUCAGUACACACAGGACUUCCACCACUGCUCUGCCUUCUCAGGCAAUUACUUCCCAAGGCUGUGCACCUUGUGUUCCCACACUGCAGCCAAGAUGUCAGAUAAAGCCAUAGAGGACGGAGAAUGGUUUGCGGCUGACGCCCUCCUGCAGGAGUCUCAGUCGGAUGAGGAGGAAGAACCCUCCCAGCCAUCCUCUGCUGGUUCUACUCCUGGGGGGCCACCACCGGGACAGCCAUCAGAACCCCCAAUGGGACCUGGAAGUGAUUCCACAGGCCAGCCCAAAAACAAAAAAAGGAAUUUCUCCAGCACUGCAGUCAAGGUUGGUGCAGCCGUGAUCGGUGGAGUGCUGGCCGUGGGUGCUGUGCCCGUGGUGCUGGGCGCCAUGGGCUUCACCAGCACAGGCAUCGCUGCCUCCUCCAUCGCUGCCAAGAUGAUGUCAUCAGCUGCCAUUGCCAAUGGGGGCGGAGUUGCUGCCGGCAGCCUGGUGGCCACUCUGCAGUCAGUAGGGGCAGCUGGACUCUCCACAUCAUCCAAUAUCCUCCUGGGCUUGACUGGGUCAUCUUUUGGGGCCUGGUGGGGGUCUUCCUCCGAGAAUGAUUCAGAUAAGGAUAAGAAAUAAAGAGGAGUCCUGGCCGGUUUUGCUCAGCGGCUAGAGUGUCAGCCUGCGGACUCAAGGGUCCCAGGUUUGAUUCUGGUCAAGGGCAUGUACCUUGGUUGCGGGCACAUCCCCAGUAGGGGGUGUGCAGGAAGCAGCUGAUCGAUGCUUCUCUCUCACUGAUGUUUCUAACUCUCUCUCUCUCUC